Molecule: messenger RNA, 4023 nt
Organism: Epinephelus moara (kelp grouper)
Lineage: Eukaryota; Metazoa; Chordata; Actinopteri; Perciformes; Serranidae
Product: NLR family CARD domain-containing protein 3-like
Exons: 12
Coding region: 138-4016 (1292 amino acids)
Biological process (GO): regulation of apoptotic process
Molecular function (GO): protein binding
Source: RefSeq, a predicted model, not a curated record
AAAAGCUGUCUUUCUUAGUAUCGUUCACAAGCUGAUACACCCUGUUGAAAAUGCAACACGCUCACAUUUCCUGCUGCAGCUUACCGCAGGGACUCAGACUCAAAGAUUUACUGAGCUGACACCGAGGACACAACAUCAUGGGGAGCCAGUGCUCUGCACUCUGUAAAAAGGAAAAUGAGUGUGACCAAAAGAAAGAUGAGGUUUCCACCACAGUGAAAAGUAGAGAGGCGUCUCCUCUCCUGCAGAGACGGUCGUCUCAGCAGGAGGAGGGAGGAGCCUUAAAGGAGACAACAGAGGAGGGGACUUUAAGGAGGCAAGAAGAGGAAACUUCCUCUGAAAAAUGUAGUUGUAAUGAUAAGAGCAGCACUGUGGCACAUGAAUACACUGUCGUUGAAGUUAACAGCCAAAGUCCUUGCCUCUCUGAAACCCAUGAACUUGCUUCAGCCAAUACGGAGGAGAAAGAGGCUAACUGGGUGGACAACAACAGGGCCAAGCUGAUUCAGAACGUCACUUUAGUGAUAAAAAUAGCGGAUGAGAUGCUCCAGAGGAACAUAAUGCAGAAAGAGAUGUACAACAACAUCGAGGCUGCCCGGACCAGCCAGGAGCAGAUGAGGCUGCUCUACAGGACCCUCACAUCUGUAAAAGCCAAAUCUGCCUUCUAUAACAUCCUUCGGGAGGUUCAGCCAGAGACAUGUGAAACUGAAGAAGUCGUCAAGGAAGUCAUCAAAAAGCACAAAGCAUAUCUGAGGAAAAGGUUCAGAUAUGAGUUUGAAGGCACUGAGAAAGAUCCCAUGGAUGCAAAAUCACUGGACAAAAUUUACACAGAGCUUCACAUUAUAGAGGGAGAGAGUGAACGUAUCAAUGUAGAACAUGAGAUCUGGGAGAUUGAAGAUAAGGCAAGGUGUCAAACAGCUGAGGGCACGAAAAUCAACUGCAAUGACAUCUUUAAAAGCACACUAGAAGAUAGCGUGUCAUCUGAGCAAGACAGAGGAGAAGUAAGAGCUAUCAGGACCGUGAUGACCAAAGGAAUUGCCGGCAUUGGAAAAACUGUCUCAGUGAAGAAGUUCAUCCUUGACUGGGCAGAUGGGAGCGCCAAUCGGGACCUGGACUUCAUCUUUGUGCUACCAUUCAGGGAGCUAAAUCUGGUCAUAGAUGAUCAGUUUAGCCUUGAGACACUUGUGAGAGAGUUCCAUCCAGAACUUAAGAACAUAUCAGUUGCAAGAAUAUUCACUAAUCACAAAGUUCUGUUCAUUUUUGAUGGUCUCGAUGAAAGCCAGCUUCAACUGAAUUUCAAAACAGCCAAAAGAUUGGUAGAUGUCACAAAGGAAUCAUCAGUGGACACUCUGGUGACCAACCUCUUCCGGGAGCAUCUUCUUCCGUCUGCUCUUGUCUGGAUAACCUCAAGACCAGGAGCCAUUCAGCGCAUCCCUCGCCAGUAUAUAUACCAGUGGACUGAGGUCAGAGGAUUUAAUGAUCCACAAAAAAUACAGUACUUCAGAAAGAGAGUUGAGGACAAGGCGGUUGCUGAGAGAAUUAUCAACAACAUUAUGAUGUCCCGGAGCUUAUACAUCAUGUGUCACAUACCUAUCUUCUGUUGGCUUGCAGCAAAAGUUCUUGCACACUUGCUGCUAAAAAUGGACAAAACUCAAGAUGAAGACAUAAAGAUACCCACAACUCUCACUGAGAUGUACACGCACUUCCUUUGCAUUCAAAUGCAGGUAGCCACCGAAAAGUACGACAAACAAAAUGAAUCAGAUACAGAGGCGAUCUUUAAGUCGAAUGAAGGAUUCAUUUUUCAGUUAGGCAGGAUGGCAUUUGAACAUCUGAAUGAAGGCAAAAUUAUAUUUACCGCCAAUGACCUGAAAAACUACGACAUCGACAUACACAAAGCUGGAGUUAACUGUGGGUUGUGCACAGAGAUAUUCAAAGAAGAGAGUGUGUUCAACACAAAGAAACUCUACUGCUUUGUGCAUCUGACAGUCCAGGAGUACUUUGCUUCUCUCUUUGUGUACCACAGUUUUGCAAGAAAGAAAAUAGAUUCUCUAAGCCUCAAGGAUUUCCUGCUCAAAGGAUCUGAAGAAGAACUCAAGCCUAUCCUGGAUGCAGAUCCAGUUGAUUUACCUUUGGAUGAGCUGAUGGAAAUUUCAGUAGCUAAUUCAACUCUGAGAAAGACAGGAGAACUGGACAUGUUCCUCAGGUUCCUUAUUGGCAUGUCGCUACGAUCAACACAAGAUCUGCUUCAAGGCCUGAUUCAACAGGAAGAGGAACACUCCACAGUUGUUGAGGAAAUUAGGACAAGUCUCUUAGAAAUCGAUUUGGGUGACUGCUCACCUGAAAGAUGUCUGAACCUUGUUCACUGCCUGAUCGAGCUGAAAGAUAGCUCAAUACAUGAUACUGUGCAGAAGUAUCUGAAACCAGAUCAAGCUCCAGAAACGCAGCUCUCCCCUGUUCAGUGCUCAGCCCUGGCCGACUCAAUUCUCAUGUCAAAUACGCCUCUAGAUGAAUUCAACCUGAAGAAAUACAGACCAUCAGUAAAGGGUAUUUUUAGGCUUGUCCCAGCUGUGAGGAACAGCAGAAAAGUAAGAAUCUCAGGGGUGGAUCUUUCAUCUUGGCUUUGUGAAACAAUCUCCUCAGGUCUUCGAAUGCCAAACUCUGUGCUAACUGAACUGCACCUGACAAACAGUACCUUUUAUGAGAACACUCUUGAGAGCUUCCUUGAGGGACUGCUAAACCCUCAGUGUAAACUAGAAGCUUUGAGUCUUUCAGGUACGGGACACUCACAAUCACAGUGUGAAAAGUUGGCAUCAGCUAUCAAAUCAUUCAUCUCACAUCUAAGGGAACUGGAGCUGAGUGCCAAUGUACUGGGAGGUUCAUUGUGCUCUGUGCUUUCUGUUGUGCUGGGCAGCCCUACACUGGAGAAGCUCAGACUGAACAGAAAUUCUAGGAUUGCAAAAAUCUGUGAGGUGUUGGUGACUGCGCUCACAUCAAACCCAAGCAACCUGAGAGAGCUGGAGCUGAAUGAUACCAGUUUGAAAGAUUCGGAAAUGAAGAUCCUGUCUACUUGGCUGAUGAGUGCAAACUGCACUCUUGAGGUAUUUAGUCUCAGUCAUAACAGCCUUACUGAGAAUGGCUGUAAGACAUUGGCCUCAGCACUCAGCUCUGAAUCUUCCUGCCUGACAAAGCUGGACCUGAGCUACAAUGACCUGCAGGACUCAGGAGUGAUGGCACUCUGUGAUGCACUGACAAAGCCACACUGUUGUUUGCAAACACUCAGGCUGUCAUUCUGUAAAGUGACAGGAGAUGGAUGUGCCACCUUGGCCUCAGCUCUGAGGUCUGACCACUGCACCCUCAGGGACCUGGACCUGAGCUUUAAUCACCUGACAGAUCAAGGAGCCAAGCUCCUGACUGAAAUACAGAUGGAUUCACGCUACAGUCUAAAGACACUCAAUGUGGACCAAAAUGAAGAAUGCUGGUUUGACCUGAAGCUUCUGAGACAGUAUGCCUGUGAUCUGACACUGGAUCCUAACACAGCAGGCAUGAAUGCAAUUUUGACAGAGGAGAACAAAAAGGCGACAUAUGUUAAUGAGAAGCAGCCAUAUUCUGAUCAUCCAGACAGAUUUGACAGCUGUCAAGUACUGUGUGAAGAGGGUCUGACUGGUCGACAUUACUGGGAGGUUGAUUGUGAUUCAGCCGAUGUUGGAGUGGCGUACAAAAGUAUAGACAGGGCGGGAGACUGUUCAAGUGAAUUUUCUUUGGGACGAAAUGAAAAGUCUUGGUGCUGGUGUUAUGACGGCUGCUUUUAUCAAAACUAUUCCCAUCUGAACUUCAUGGACCGCGGAACAUACCGAAGUACCAUAGGAGUGUAUCUGGACUGGCCAGCGGGUAUUUUGUCCUUUUAUGAGGUCUUUCCUGACGCACUGACCCACUUGUACACUGUCCACACAACUUUCAGUGAACCGCUCCAUCCUGGUUUCAGUUUUUCCAACGGGUCAAUUCACCUCCGUAAACUAAAGUAACCAAAAA